AGCUAGAAGCUGUCCUCUGCCUGCCUGGGUCCCUUAAAAGCAGCAGAGCAAGCCCCAGGCUCCUGGUUGAGCGCGAGUCGGGAUGCAGAGGCUGGCAGGGAUGGAGAAGGAAGCACUGGCAUAAGCCCCGGGAACUGCAGAGCAGCAGAGGCUGGUGCUCUCCAGAAGAGAAGUGUGAUGGGAUCUCUGAAUCCUAAACCAGGUGCUCACUGAUACAGGUCUUCCAAAGAAACAUGAAAGCAACCCCAAGAAGAAAUCACUGACAGGAGGGAAAAGUACAACAGGAGAGGUAAAAUGAAAGAUUGGCUUUUUGAGAAUAGCUGCCGGAAGCUGUGACAGAUCAAGAGACCAGUGGAUUACUAAACAGCACCUUCAGAGUCUCAUCUACGGCACUAGGGCAGCCUUCCGGCAAGUGCACGCUGAGGUGCUCAGCAGCCAAGGAUGGAGGUGCUACGCCGUUCUUCAGUCUUUGCUGCAGAGGUGAUGGAGGUUUUUGACCGCUCUCCCACUGAUAAGGAGCUUGUGUCCCAGGCCAAGGCUCUGUGCAGGGACUACAUAAAUUCCAGGCUGAUUCGAGCGGGUGUCAGCUGGAGCAAACCCGAGUACAACGCACCAGUGCCUGGUGGUAAGCUGGCUGAGGUGUCCACCAUACUGCUGCGGCUAGGGGAUGAGCUGGAGUACAUCCGCCCCAAUGUCUACCGGAAUAUCGCCCGCCAGCUGAACAUCUCACUGCACUCGGAGACGGUGGUGACGGACGCCUUUCUGGCAGUAGCUGCACAGAUUUUCACUGCAGGCAUAACAUGGGGCAAGGUUGUGUCCCUCUAUGCUGUGGCAGCUGGGCUGGCUGUGGACUGCGUGCGACAUGCACAACCGGCAAUGGUUCACACCAUUGUGGACUGCCUGGGAGAGUUUGUCCGCAAGACCUUGGUGACAUGGCUGAAGAGGAGAGGAGGCUGGGCAGACAUCACAAAAUGCGUGGUGAAUACCGACCCCAGCCUUCGCUCUCACUGGCUUGUGGCUGCCAUUUGCAGCUUUGGGCACUUCCUCAAGGCUAUCUUCUUCGUCCUGUUGCCUGAGAGAUGAAUCUGAUCUUCCAGUUGCAGCCCCGUACCCCAUCUCCUCCCCCACUCCAGAAGCAGUGGCAACAGCAAACUCUGAGGAGGAGGAAGAGAAGAAAAAAAAUGGGACAAAAAAAAAAAAAAAAAAAAAGGCUAUUUCUUCUCUCUCUUCAACUAUGAGCAGCUGACCAGCCCUGGUCUCCUUUUUGCAGCCCCAGGAACCUUCUCUCCUGCUCACCAUUAUCCCUUCAAGAAUCUUGUUUACCUGGGUGACUUGUGUGAGACUUGGACCAUGCCAGUGCCUGGGCAGACUGAUUGCAGCUGUGUGUGGUGUGGACUGCCAGAUAUCCGUUUGUUACAAUUGUCUUACACACUUAACGCUAAUGGCAGGCAGAGGGGAGGAGGAAAGGGAUGAUGUCUGAAAUGGAGUAGUGAAUGCAGAGGGAGAGUGUCCCUCCUUUGCUCAGUGGAAUUUCCCUUUCAGCCCUCGGACUUGCCUUUCGUCUGUCCUUGUUGUUACAUUUGUGCUUAAGCUCUAUCUCCUCCUUCAUAACUCUGACUUGUUAGACUCUCUCCACAGUGCAAAGUGGCUGAGGGAAUAAUGUAGUUGUGGCUUUUUAACAUGAUGAAAAACAUCCUGUGGUCAGACGCUUCCCCCUGUGAAGUAUCUUGGAAACCACUGAGUGGCUAAAGAAGGGAGAGGACUAAAGGGCAAUUGCAUUUGAGAUGGUCAGUAAGCCAUUUCAAACAGGAGAGUGAGGGCAAUGCCUUCAGAUGACAGCUUGGGUUUUAACGUUAUGAAGAAGAGAGAGUUUUUCUCCGGUGCUAUUCGAGCAGAGCUAAACCUAUAAGUAGGACUGGCUGGGGGUUGGGGCACGUGCGGCAAUAAGGGAACCCGGGAGUGGACUCUCUGAUGUUUUGAAGGGGGAAAGCCGCGUCAAAAGCGAUUGAUCUAUGUUUCUCCUUUGACGUCUUCAGAAGUGCGACUUGCAGUCUUCUGUUGUGGCAAACAAUAAAAGAAAAAAGGUGAUGUCUCACUAUUGCGAAGGGUAUUGUAUUUGCUUCCACAGUUAAAAAUUCCAAAAAAGGCCAGACCAGUGCAGAGACACAAACCCUCAGUCCAUGCUAAAAAUACUUUGGCUUUUCCCCUGGUAGAACGUGUUAACAUGUUAAAACUACAAUUUGCCUGGAUCGUGCUAGGAUUUUAACCCGUGUUGUUACCGUGUCAGAAACAGGCUGAUUUCUCUGAUAGAAACCUGGCCUUGCUGCCAUCUGAAGGGGAAUGCCGUGGAGCCUCUUCUUGGCAGGAGCCUCGCUGGAGACGCCCUGCUAGACGCUUUGACACUAACAGCAUGGUGUCCCCCCAAAAACACUGUUUUGUGUUAGGUUGCAUAUGGCAUUAUAGGGAUUUUUUGGCUUUUUACUCGUCUAUGGAACGUAAAUGCAGCUUUGCCAGCAGGGCUACGCACGCAGUGCCGCAUGUUUUACCAGCUGAGUUUAGUGGAGCUCUUUUAAUAGUAAAUUAAUCUCUGGGGAGGGAAACCCAUAGAAAACGAAACGAAACAAAACAAAACAAAACAAAACACUCCGCCCUCCCCCAGAAAACCCUACCGAAAACUCACCCACAACAAGAAAACCCCACAUUUUAUUUUUUUAACUGAAGCUGUGUGCUGCCUUCGACCACGUCUAGACAGACCUUGGCUCCGCUACAAAAUGUUUGUAGGGGGAUUUAUGCUGGCAAAGUUCCUAGUGUGGAUGUUGCCCUGAGGGUUGUGCAUUUUUGUUUGUUUGUUUAAAGCUUGCAACAGGUUCCCAAAUAAAACCAAGUUGCCAAA
Molecule: messenger RNA, 2893 nt
Organism: Rhea pennata
Lineage: Eukaryota; Metazoa; Chordata; Aves; Rheiformes; Rheidae
Gene: BOK
Product: BCL2 family apoptosis regulator BOK
Exons: 5
Coding region: 442-1083 (213 amino acids)
Biological process (GO): regulation of apoptotic process; extrinsic apoptotic signaling pathway in absence of ligand; intrinsic apoptotic signaling pathway in response to DNA damage
Cellular component (GO): mitochondrial outer membrane
Molecular function (GO): protein heterodimerization activity; protein homodimerization activity
Source: RefSeq, a predicted model, not a curated record